AUGCACUUGUUCUUGCAACGUGAAUAACUGUUAUGAUAAAUAAUUAAUAGCAGCAUACAAAUUAUUUUAGCAAGAUAGUAACGGUGAUACUUUACUUCACUUGGCAUGUCGAAAUGCACGAGUUGAUAUUGCAAAGUUAAUAACGGAUACAGGACUCGCUAACAUUAAUGCCUGUAACAAGGAAGAAUGGACCCCGUUGCAUGAAAUAGCAAAAAACGGUGAUGAAACAAUUUUACGCCUAUUGUACAGUCUUAAAGCAGAUGCAAAUAAAAUGGACAGGCAGGACCGAACGCCACUAACCAUAGCUGCAGAACAGGGACAUACAAAAGUUGUUGAAACUUUAAUUGAUAAAUUUGGAAGCUCCAUUCGCGCCCGAACUGCCGAUGGAUCAACGCUGCUUCAUGUGGCAGCAUUUAGUGGUCUUAUGUUGUCAAUUGAAGGUGCCCUUGGACUUCAUGCAGCUGCAGCUGCCGGUUUCGAUGAUGUAGUUAGGAUGCUGAUAAGUAAGGGAACACAUGUAGAUACGAUGACGAAGGAUAACUACACAGCGCUACAUGUUGCAGUUCAGGCUGCAAAAUCUGCUGUAGUAGAAACUCUCUUAGGGUUUGGAGCAGAUGUUCAUAUUCGAGGUGGAUCUAUUGGUGAAACAGCAUUACAUAUUGCAGCAGCAUUAACUGCCGAAAAAGCUGUGGACUGUGUGAUGAUGCUUCUGAAAAGUGGUGCCCAACCGGAUGUACCGAGAAACGAUGGUGAAACUGCAUUACAUAUUGCAGCCAGAAAUCCAGACCCUAAUAUGAUCAGAGUGUUGUUAAAUGAUGGGGCUGAUCCGCGUUUAACUUCCAAAACCGGUGAGAGCGCCUUGCAUAUAGCAGCAAAAAGUUGUAAUAGUGAGGCUGUGUCGUUAAUCCUAAGCUAUUUGUCAAACAAAUUAUCUGUUAGUGAAAUCGAAGCAUUUAUUAACUCAAGAACUUUAUCGGAUGGUUACACAGCAGUACAUUAUGCAGCAGAAAUUAAACCGGAGCAAGUGCAUAUACCGGGUGAAGAUUCUAAAAUUAUUAAUCUUCUUAUUGAACAUGGAGGUCGAGCAGAAAUACAGACACUUUCUUCGAAUGAAACAGCAAUGCAUCUGGCUGCUCGAGCAGGAAAUGCCGCUGCGAUACUAUCAAUGGUUGACAAACUGGGAGCCGGCACUGUGCAGAUUGUACAGAACAAACUAUCAAAGAACGGAUGGUCACCAUUGCUAGAAGCGUGUGCUCGGGGACAUUUUGAAGUUGCAAAAGUUCUGCUGCAAUGUAACGCUCGUAUUGAUGUUUUUGAUGAAAAUGGCCGUACAGCUUUACACCUGGCAGCUGCUAACGGUCAUCUGCAAAUCACCAGAUUACUUCUUCAAAAUAAAGCUUUUGUUAACAGUAAAUCAAAAAAUGGUGAAGCACCAUUACAUUUGGCUGCACAAAAUGGUCAUGUGAAAGUAGUAAACGUAUUAGUGCAAGAACACGGAGCAUCUCUGGAAGCAAUAACUCUGGAAAAUCAAACAGCUUUACAUUUUGCUGCAAAAAGUGGACAAUUUGUUGUAGCACAAGCUUUGUUACUUCUUGGUGCAAAUCCGAAUGCUAAGGAUGACAAGGGUCAAACUCCACUUCAUUUAGCUGCCGAAAAUGAUUUCUCAGAUGUUGUAAAAUUAUUUUUGAAAAUGAAACAAAAUCAUCGCGCUGUAUUAACGGCAGUUGAUCAGAACGGAUAUACAUGCGCUCAUAUUGCAGCAAUGAAAGGUUCUUAUGCUGUCGUUAAAGAACUGAUGAUGAUUGACAAGGCUAUGGUUAUCAAGGCAAAAACUAAAUCAUUGGAAGAAACAGCACUUCAUAUGGCUGCAGUUGGUGGCCAUGCAAAAAUCUGUAAAAUUUUACUGGAAAAUGGUGCUAAUCCAGAAGAGGAAAAUUCGCAUGGAAUGACUGCAUUACAACUGGGAGCUAAACAUGGAUUUGUUUCUAUUUUAGAAGUAUUUGAUCGAUCUCUCUGGAAGAGAUGUUCUCGAAAGACUGGGCUGAAUGCGUUACACAUUGCUGCGUUUUAUGGAAAUGCAGAAUUUGUUAUUGAAAUGUUAAAACAUAUUCCUGCCAGUUCUAGAUCUGAACCUCCAGUCUACAAUCAUUUUGUCGUCAAAGAAUUCGCCACUGAAUACGGUUUAACGCCGCUGCAUCUAGCUGCGCAGUCGGGACACGAUGCUCUGGUAAGGAUGUUGAUCAACCAAGGCGUACAGGUAGACGCAACUUCCACUACUAUGAAUGUAAUCCCACUUCAUUUGGCAGCCCAGCAAGGCCAUAUCGCCGUCGUUGGUAUGCUUCUGUCUCGUUCAACUCAGCAACAACACGCCAAAGACUGGAGGGGUCGAACAGCCCUACAUUUAGCAGCCAUGAAUGGACAUUAUGAGAUGGUGUCUUUACUGAUAGCUCAAGGAUCAAAUAUUAACGUUAUGGAUCAGAAUGGUUGGACCGGCAUGCAUUACGCAACCAAAGCUGGCCAUAGUAAUGUCGUAAAACUGUUUGUUAAGAGUUCAGCAGAUCCACAAGCCGAAACAAAGGAUGGCAAGGUCCCUUUAUGCUUCGCUGCGGCAAAUAACCACAUUGAGUGCCUUCGAUUUCUGUUAAAACAAAAGCAUGACACGCAUGCUUUAAUGGAAGAUAAAAAGUUUAUAUUCGACUUAAUGGUAUGUGGUAAAGGAAAUGACAAUGAACCGUUGAGAGAGUUUAUUUUACAAAGUCCAGCUCCUAUUGAUACCGCUGUCAAACUAUCAUCUUUAUAUCGAGGAUUAAGUGAGAAGGAAAAAGAACGUACCCGAGAUCUAGCAAAUGUGUCUCAGUAUGCUGAAAAUAUGGCAGUAGAAUUACUUGGGAUUGCUGCUACAGAAUACAAUCCGGCACAACUGCUGAAAGCUAAAGAUGAUCGUGGACGACAACUUCUUGAUGUUCUCAUUGAAAAUGAACAGAAAGAAGUGGUGUCUUACGCAUCUGUACAGCGUUAUUUAACAGAAAUAUGGAACGGUCGUGUAGAGUGGUCAUCUGCUAAAACGGCUGCAUUUACAAGCUUUGUCUUCUUAUGUCCACCGGCUUGGGUUUACUUCUCAUUACCGUUGAAUACUCGUCUUGGUCGAGCACCUAGCAUCAAAUUUGUUUGUCACAUCGUUUCCCACGUAUAUUUCACUAUCUUGCUGACUAUUGUUGUAUUGAAUUUGACUCAUAAAAUUUAUGAAGUAACAAGUAUUCUUCCUAAUCCUGUGGAAUGGGUAUUACUUCUUUGGUUAUCGGGCAAUUUGGUGUCUGAAUUGUCUAAUGCUGGUGGAGGCUCUGGACUUGGUCUUGUCAAAGUACUUAUACUUAUUCUAAGUGCGGCAGCAAUUGCUAUACAUAUAUUGGCAUUUCUGCUACCUGCUUUAUUCAUGCAACAUUUGGACAACGAUGAGCAACUUCAUUUUGCUCGAACAAUGCUUUAUCUGAAAAACCAGCUGUUUGCUUUUGCUCUUUUGUUCGCUUUCGUUCAGUUUCUGGACUUUCUUACUGUGCACCAUCUAUUCGGGCCUUGGGCUAUUAUUAUCAGGGAUCUGAUGUACGACCUUGCCAGAUUUCUUGUAAUCUUGGUACUUUUUAUUGCUGGUUUUACGCUUCAUGUCACCUCAAUUUUUCAGCCUGCGUAUCAACCAGCUGAUGAAGACAGUGCUGAACUGAUGCGACUUUCAUCUCCAAGUCAAACUUUGGAGAUGCUAUUCUUUUCGUUGUUUGGUUUAGUCGAACCGGAUUCUAUGCCACCGUUACAUUUAGUUCCUGACUUUUCUAAAAUUAUCCUUAAACUUCUGUUUGGAGUUUAUUUGCUUGUAACUUUAAUUGUGUUGAUCAACCUUUUGAUUGCUAUGAUGUCCGACACAUAUCAACGUAUUCAAGCACAAUCAGAUACGGAAUGGAAAUUCGGGAGAGCAAUCUUAAUUCGACAGAUGAAUAAACGCUCUGCAACACCGGCGCCAAUUAAUAUGCUUACAAAACUUUGGGCUGUGUUACUGGUGGCCUACAGAAACAAAUUGCGUAUAUGUACACAAAAGGCUCAACAAGAUUUGCGCUAUGAGGAAGAUAUUGAUGCAUUUUCAAUGAGUGACGAACUUGCAGGCCGGCUUAGCCCACUACCUAACCCAGAUGGUGUAAGAGGCACAGAUGACUUUGGUGAGUCUAAUAUAAAUUUGGACACUAGCAUCCAUUGGAAACGUAUUGUUGAUAUGUACUACAGGAUUAAUGGAUCUGUUGAAGUUGAAGACAUUCAGGUGGAACUACCACAGGAGAAAGGCUAG
Molecule: messenger RNA, 4330 nt
Organism: Enterobius vermicularis (human pinworm)
Lineage: Eukaryota; Metazoa; Nematoda; Chromadorea; Rhabditida; Oxyuridae
Source: the annotation of a GenBank genome assembly